This is a messenger RNA of Condylostylus longicornis, 1419 nucleotides long. RefSeq names its product nucleotide exchange factor Sil1 (gene Sil1). The transcript has 2 exons. The record is from RefSeq and is a predicted model, not a curated record. NCBI's taxonomy places the organism in Eukaryota, Metazoa, Arthropoda, Insecta, Diptera, Dolichopodidae. The annotation marks the transcript as partial.
GUCAGUGAUAACAGCAAAAAAGUUCAUAUUAAAGUAAAAGAUUGCAAUUUCAACCAUUUAAAUAUAAUUUUUUGAUUGUAAAAAAUGAAUAAAGUUGUAUUUAUAUUAGUUAUUCUGUCAUUUUGCCGGAGUUCAAUCUCAGAUGAGGUUACAGUGCAAGUUGAUAGUCAUUCUUCAGAAAAUGAUACAUUUGUGCCAACAAAAGAUUGGCAAGUUAUCAAAGAAGGCCAAUCUAUACCUGCAGGAUUACAUGUAAGACUCAACUUAGAAACAGGAGUCAGGGAAGCGAAACUGCUAGAUGAUAGCGAAAUCGAAAAUGAGGAGAAAAAAAAUACUGAACUCAAUAUUGUGCCAGAUGACAGCCAAAAUAAAUCAGAAGAAGAAGAAGAUCCUAUAACAAUAAGUAAAUAUUUGGAAGAUGCUAUUAAACAAGCAAAUGAAAGUCCAGAACAAAUUGAAUAUAUAUCGCAAGAAACAGAGGAACGCAUCAAAAAAACUUAUAAGGAUUAUAAACAACUUAAAAAAGACUAUGCCGAAAUGAAAUCAAGUUUUAAAACAGAAAUGGAAUUUAUUACAGAACUUCUCGAAGAAUUUAAUAAUACAAAAGAUAAAGAAUACCUAUCUUCUAAUAUAAUAAGUUUAUUACAAGAUUUUAAUUAUUUAGUUGAUCAAAUUGAUAAUGCAGUAUGGUUUAUUGAUUCAGGUGGUUUAAAUAAUGUUAUUUUACCAAUGGUCGUUAAUCAAACAUAUUUACCAUACAGAGUUGCCUCUUUAAGGUUGUUAGGUACUCUAACACAAAAUAAUCCAAAAGCUCAAAUUAAAGUCUAUGAAAAUAAUUUCGGUUCUUAUAUAGUUAACGUUCUUUUACAAUCAAGUGAUUCAGAUGAAUUAUCAACUGCAGUAUAUGCAUUUGGAAGUUUAUUAAGAAAAUUUCCUUUAGCACAAAAAGAAAUAUUAUCGCAGUCUGGAACUAAAGCUUUAAUAUCACUGUUACAAAAAGAUAUUGAUUUAAAAAUUAAGUCUAAAGUUUUAACACUAAUUGGCGAUUUAUUAGUAGACAAAGAAAAUGUUCUUCAAUUAAAUGAAUCCAAUUCAAUAGAUUUAGAUAAAAUAAAUCAAUAUGCUGAAGUUAAUUUAUUACAAUGGUUAAACGAUAAUGAAUAUUGUUUAACAAUAACUGAAUUCAUCAAUAAAAGUUAUUUAGAAAUUAUAAGAAAACCAGAUAUCGCUGAGGAUUUAAUUGAUGGAAUGAAUUAUACAAGUAGCUUGUGCCAAAAAUUAUGGUCAGAAAAUUAUAAUUUUAUGAAAAUUUUAAAAAAUAUUGAAAUAAACUUUUUAAAUUCCGGUGAAGAAUAUCAAGUUGAAGUUGGAGAAAAAAUAGAAAAUUUAAUUUCAAAUAUAGGUGGUAAAUAUGAAACA